Colletotrichum karsti is the source of this 717-nucleotide messenger RNA. RefSeq lists its product as uncharacterized. NCBI's taxonomy places the organism in Eukaryota, Fungi, Ascomycota, Sordariomycetes, Glomerellales, Glomerellaceae. The transcript has a single exon. The record is from RefSeq and is a predicted model, not a curated record. Bases 1 to 717 code for a protein of 238 amino acids.
AUGUCUGCCCACGACGUCAUGUGCGCCAAUCCCACCCGUUUCGCCAUUGUCGCAUGGCAGAACAUGGAUCUCUUGGACUUCGCUGGACCCUGCGAGGUCUUAUCUCACUUUAAGAACAUCACCGGAGAACGUCUCUGCACAUUGACAGUCGCUGCAGACAAGGACAGGGUCUCUACUCCCCAGGGCAUCACUAUCGGUCGCGACGUUACCAUCGACAAGAUGAUCUCCCACAUUGCAGAUUUCGACGUACUCCUCAUCCCAGGAGGCCAUGGCUUCUCCAACGAUAACCCGCCGAACGUACCGAGCGUCACAAGAGUUAUUGAGGCAUUUCUUUCGCUCCCGUCCCGUGGGAAACAACACCAGGAGAGAUUCAUCUUGUCUAUCUGUGCUGGUGCUUUCUUCUUGGCCCAAGCCGGCAUCCUAUCUGGACGAACCGCCACUGCUCAUUACGGGCGGCUGACCGACUUAUCGCUGUUUGCUAAUCGGCACGGGACUGGCGGCACCAGGGUCGUGAGGCAGCAUUACGUUGAUUGCGGAGUCGACGAAGAGAGAGGUCUGCGUAUUAUCACUAGCGGAGGAAUCACUAGCGGGCUUGAUGCGACCCUUUAUCUUGCAGAGUGUCUCUUUGGCAAGGAUGUUGCCGAAGCAGCUUCAGCUACGCUGGAUUAUACUUGGAGGAGAGAGAUGACCCCAUUUGGAUUUUCUCAGCAUCUUUGA